Dicrocoelium dendriticum is the source of this 1107-nucleotide messenger RNA. The record is from the annotation of a GenBank genome assembly. NCBI's taxonomy places the organism in Eukaryota, Metazoa, Platyhelminthes, Trematoda, Plagiorchiida, Dicrocoeliidae.
GGCCGCACUGGUGUCAUGGUAUGCGCCUGUUUGCUUCAUUUGGGGCUGGCCUCCAACGCAGCGGACGCUUUGCGAUUCUAUGGGGAAAAGCGCACUGAUGACGGUAAAGGUGUCACUAUCCCAAGCCAGCGCCGUUAUGUGCAGUAUUAUGAGACUUUGUUGCGGCACACUCUGGUUUACACCCGAACGACUCUCUAUUUGAGCGAGGUUUUCGUCAAGGGGCUACGCGUCCAGCCAGGGUCAGUGGUGGAUUUCAAAUUCCGCACCCGGUCGAUGCAUCACAUUCUUCCGAUUCACGCCUCUGAUACUCCUGUUCAUCGUCGAUCUGUUUCCCAGUCGGAUGCGUUGGAUUAUCCCCUCACCAGUCCCUCGACCACCAUCCUAACAGCGCCGUCUCCCAUGAGGGCUCAGGUUGACCCUAAAUCCCUCAGCUCCUGUCCCACCAACGUUGGUCUCCUUUCAGACCCCCUAAUUACCCUUGCAACGCUUUCCUCCUUCCCGGUGCAUGAUAACGUGGUUUACGCACGCGCCGAUCCAGACCUACCUCUCUCCGGUGACGUUUGUGUGAAAGUCAGCUUGAAACAACCGGUGCUGAACAAGAAAAUUUGCCGAAUCUGGUUCAACACCUUUUUCGUAACCAACUCCAUGAAGAAACCGGCUGAUGUGAGUUAUCCCACUUCCCCUGUCGGCAUGCAGCCAAUAUCUCUCCCCUGUUCGCAGUCAGCCGUCCGAGUGGAUGGGAGUCGAUCAAGGCCAACGGCAAGUGAACAGCAUCCUGCAUACCCACAGUCGAAUCUCGCCAGGGAUGCAAUAUCGAUUGAUCCCAAGAUUCGAACGAAUGGCCCCCAUCCCACCUGUAAUAAUUCCCUACCGAAUUCCCGAAACCGGACACAUUCUCAUCCGAGCAUCACUCCUCUUUCUGGCUACGUGUCAAAUUCGACCUGUGGCGCUUCCCCUAGAGCUGUUUCGCCAUCCACUACCAGAAAAAGGAUCGUGUUGCAACUAGGACGUUGUGAACUGGACAAAGUGAGCAAGAACCUGCUAUCAAGAGACUGUAUGGUACGUUCCAGAAUUGUUCAAAAUGGAUUUUAUUGUUUACUUCGCUGA